AUGUCACCAUCACCAGCACCAUCACUGCUGUCAUCACCAGCGCCGUCACCAUCGUCAUUACCGUCCUCAUUACCGUCACCAUCAUCAGCGCUGUCAUCAUCACCAUCGCCAGCACCAUCACCAGCGCCGUCACCAUCGUCAUUACAAUCCUCAUUACCGUCGCCAUCAUCAGCGCUGUCAUCAUCACCAUCGCCAGCACCAUCACCAGCGCCGUCACCAUCGUCAUUACCGUCCUCAUUACCGUCACCAUCAUCAGCGCUGUCAUCAUCACCAUCGCCAGCACCAUCACCAGCACCGUCACCAUCGUCAUUACCGUCCUCAUCACCGUCACCAUCAUCAGCGCUGUCAUCAUCACCAUCGCCAGCACCAUCACCAGCGCCGUCACCAUCGUCAUUACCGUCCUCAUUACCGUCACCAUCAUUAGCGCUGUCAUCAUCACCAUCACCAGCGCCGUCACCAUCGUCAUUACCGUCCUCAUUACCGUCACCAUCAUUAGCGCUGUCAUCAUCACCAUCACCAGCACCAUCACCGCUGUCAUCACCAGCGCCGUCACCAUCGUCAUUACCGUCUUCAUUACCGUCACCAUCAUCAGCGCUUGCCAGCACCGGAGCCGUCACCAUUCCUAUCACUAUCGGCAUCAACAGCGGCAACAUCAUCACCAUCACUAGCGGCAUCACCAUCGCCAGCACCAGAGCCGUCACCAUCGCUAUCACUAUUGCCAACACCUGCGCCGUCAGCAUCACUGCCACCAUCACAAGCGCCAUCACUGUUGCUAUCACCAUUGCCAUCACUAUCACCUGCAUCGUCACCAUGUCUGCGUUCUAUAAGUUUUAUGACUGA
Molecule: messenger RNA, 840 nt
Organism: Brienomyrus brachyistius
Lineage: Eukaryota; Metazoa; Chordata; Actinopteri; Osteoglossiformes; Mormyridae
Exons: 3
Coding region: 1-840 (279 amino acids)
Source: RefSeq, a predicted model, not a curated record